AUGCGAAAGACGAAGGACCCUGCAGCGAGGACAGAGAGAAGUGAAGCAGCCCGGCAGAGGAGUCUCUGGGCGCUGGAGCUCGCAGGGCGAAACAAGCAUUGCCGCGACGCAGGGGAUGGGGAGGAUGUCGACAUUUUAUAUACAGUACAUCUACGGCUGCGGGACUACGGGAGGGACAGGAAUGGAAUCAAGGGACAGGAGUCAAGAGACAGGCAGCAGGAGACAAGCAGCCAGGAGACAGGAGCCUGCACUGCCUGGCAUCGAAUUAGAAGCGGCAUCGCAGCGGUUGGCCCUGAAUAUCCAAACCGCGCCUCGACUGGCUGGAGCAUUGGGGCUAUAAAUAGAGAGAGGCUCUCUUCUCGUCUGGCUUGCUCGCUAAAUCCAGCUGCUCUCAGGCCACACACGAGGCGGCUCAAGCAGCUCGCUUGCUCUAGGAACGAGACGAGAGACGGCAGAAGGGAGACGCAGGCAUGGCAUGACCCGGACGCAAGGCGCAGGGCCCCGCGAGAGCUUGCCCAGACACCAGUCGACGGUCUGGCGAGACGUGGCUGGUUCUUGGGAGACGGUCUGUCAGGCCGUCAGGGCCAUCGAUGUUGGGAGCCAAAGAUGUUGACAGUCUCGAGAUGGGGCUUGAGUCUUAACACCUUGAUAUAG
Molecule: messenger RNA, 654 nt
Organism: Nannizzia gypsea CBS 118893
Lineage: Eukaryota; Fungi; Ascomycota; Eurotiomycetes; Onygenales; Arthrodermataceae
Exons: 3
Coding region: 1-654 (217 amino acids)
Source: RefSeq, a predicted model, not a curated record